AUCCCAUUAUGAUGCUGCUGCAAUAUGGGCGCCGGUCCGAGGGAUUAGAAAGCAAAGGCCAGAGCUUCAGGACGGGAUCAGCAGCGAGCUGUGCGACCGAAACCACUGACACUGAUACAUCUGGAGAUACCCUGACAUGGGAUCUGCUCCACGUUUAUCUUCCGGACUGAGCCGUGUGCCGCCUGUUUUGGAGAGAUGACCGAUAAGACAAUGAUUAACCUGGCUGGCAAUGAUGAUGUGUGUGUCACUGCCACUGUGUGUGUGUGUGACAGGAGGUGAAGGUCUGGAUGAGGGACAGAGAUCACACACUUGAGCAGAGACAGUGACAGAGGCAGUCACAUCUAUUAUUGCUGCUUUAAGUGGAAAGUCUUUUACAACAGGCAGCAUAUCAAAACUCAAAGGAUUGUUUUUCUCCUUUAGAAGAAUUUUUUUUCUUGGCUCCCUUUGGUCCAUCGCAGCCAGCAGAGUAAGUGCUUAUUAAAAGUACAGCAGCGACACAACAGCUGCGACUAUGUCAAGGUCUGAGGAGGCAGUCAGAGUCUGAGACAGCACGCAGAGAAACACACAUUUCUUCGGCAGGAAACCAGAAGGAAACCCGGGAACAUCAGAGGGGGGAUCCGGACCGGCUGCAGGCUCUUCUUCUCCAUCCUCUGCUCCACCUGCAACUUCAGAUCCUGCACAGAAUCAUAUCCUCCACGCGUCUGGCUCUUCCUUCAGCUGCAGCAAUAACAGUCGUUGCCAUGGCGUCGGCGGCUCUGGAGCUGAUGGGGUUCUUCCUGGGUCUGCUGGGCCUGCUGGGAACCACUGUGGCCACGGUGCUCCCGUACUGGCAGAUCUCGGCGCACAUCGGCUCCAACAUCGUGACGGCGGUGGCCAACAUGCGGGGCCUGUGGAUGGAGUGCGUGUUCCAGAGCACGGGGGCCUUCCAGUGCGAGACCUACAACUCCAUGCUGGCCCUGCCCUCCAACCUGCAGGCAUCCCGCGCCCUCAUGGUCAUCUCCGUGGUGCUGUCCGUCCUGGCGAUAGCCAUGGCCUCCCUGGGGAUGCAGUGCACGCUCUGCCUGGAGGGCUCCGGUGCCGUGAAGAGUCGAGUUGCAGGCGCCAGCGGGGGGUUGUUCCUGGCUGCCGGCUUCAUGUCACUCAUCCCGGUGGCGUGGACCACCCAUGAAGUGGUCCAGACCUUCUACCAGCCCAACGUGCCCACCAGCAUGAAGUUCGAGCUGGGGGAGUGUCUGUACGUGGGUUUGGCCUCCUCUCUCAUCUCCAUGCUGGGCGGGGCCAUGCUGUGCGUGACGUGCUGCGAGGUGCAGGCCGGCGGCAGAGGGCGGCGGCUUGGGGGAGGGUACCCGUAUCCUGGGGUGCCGGGACCUGGGGCACGGACGACAUCACAGACCUACCACAACCCCAGCAUGCAGAUGGGGGGCGGGAACGCUGCCAGCAGGCUCCGCACGACCAGCCACAGCUCGCAGUCCAGCGCACACGCAGCGCAGGGAAACAAGAAGCCCACCGCGGCAGGAUAUGACAUCACAGGAUACGUGUGAGGUCACUCCACCUGUCUCCAUGGCAACUUUAAUUACACGUAUUUUUGUAUUUCUGCGCAUUUUUGGACAAACUGAAUACACAACCUACAAAGUGCAUCACAGUGGGGGGGGGGUUAAGGGGCCCUAUUAUGCUCUUUGGGGGUCUCCCUUUCCUGUAGUGUGUUAUAUAGCUUUCUGUGCAUGUAAAUGGUCUACAAAGGCUAAAAUCCCUGUGUUUCCUCCAGAGGGAGUUUCAGCCCCACACACUCCCCCCACCCCCCACCCCCCCGCCUGAAACGCCUUCAUUGGACUCUUUUGUUUACUUCUGUAACAUAGUGACAUCACUAUAAAAGACUUACGCUUCUAUUGGCUAGCGCUCCAACACAUCGUACCUUAUAGGCUAAGGGGCGGGACAUCUCUAAGCGGUUGACCAAUCACAACAGAGCCGGCCAGCUAACCAAUCAGAGCAGACUGGGCUCUGGUUUCAGACAGAGGGUGAGGAGAGGAGCUGCAGCACAGGCAGUAUGAGAAACAUAAAGAGCUUUCUGAACAUUAAAGCAUGGAGACAUGUCCCAGGAGAGACACUACAUACAACUAUGAACCUGAUCAUUACCAUAGUAUGGCCCCUUCAAAUCUUUACAAAAGUUUGUAGAAUAAAUUCUGGCACAGUUCAGUGUUGGACAGUUGAACGGUAACGAUGACAACAGACACAACAACGACACAAUUAGACUGACACUAUUUCACAGCCUUCUCUCUCUAAGUGUUUGAUCAUUAUUGCAGGAUGUCACACAUUUCCAUUACAUUGAUGGCAACUCAUUUAUUAUGUAGAAAAGUCUUAUACACACACACACGCACGCACACGGGCACACACACACACACACACACACACACACACACACACACACACACACACACACACACACACACACACACACACACACACACACACACACACACACACACUAAACUAAAAUGUGAAGA
Molecule: messenger RNA, 2501 nt
Organism: Eleginops maclovinus (Patagonian blennie)
Lineage: Eukaryota; Metazoa; Chordata; Actinopteri; Perciformes; Eleginopidae
Gene: cldn2
Product: claudin 2
Exons: 3
Coding region: 741-1541 (266 amino acids)
Biological process (GO): bicellular tight junction assembly; cell adhesion
Cellular component (GO): plasma membrane; bicellular tight junction
Molecular function (GO): structural molecule activity
Source: RefSeq, a predicted model, not a curated record